AUGGCCUCAGGGCUGCCCCCCGACUACGCGCAGGAGAGCGCAACUGUCCCCCGUGCAGGGACCCGCGCGCCUUGGGCUCGCCGGGCCGACCUGAGCCACAGCCCCGUCGCCUGGAGAACCAGCCGGCCGGCCGCCGGCCUGGCCCACUCCCCAGCCCUGGAGCAGCAGCUCUCACCUGUGGCCUUUGUGGCCAACAGCAGCCCAGACCCAUGUGCAAGCGAGACUGUGCUGAAUGCCAUCAGGGAGAGCAGGAAGAGGGCAGUGGAGCAGAAGCAGGAGGAUCAGACUUUUGGGAACGAUCAGGAGAUCAAAAGAAGGCGUCAUGAUAGCAGUGGAAGUGGGCAGUCAGCGUUUGAGCCAUUGGUAGCCAACGGUACCCCCACCUCUCUCGUACCCAAGCCUGGCUCUCUGAAGAGGAACCUUGCCUUGCACUGCCCAGAUGACUGCUCAAACAAGAGGUCACGCACCUCUUCCAUGAGCUCCCUCAACAAUACAUACGCUGCUGGGAUCCCCAGCUCCACCCGCAACGCCAUCGCCAGCUCCUACAGCUCCAGCCGGGGCCUCUCACAGCUGCAGAAUAGAAGUGGCAUGAGCAUGUCCCCGCCAUCCAGCCCGGCGUCCUCCUGCUCCCAGACACCGGAGUGGCCUUUUAAGAAAGCCAGGGAAGAGGAGUUGCAUCGCUCCAACACUUCCUCUCCAGCGAAAUCUGACAAGGAGCUGCAGACAGAGAAAGCGGUGGAGACGCCAGUGUGGAAGAAGCAGAACUCCCUGAGUCCACCGUCUGCAUCGGGGAGCAGCAGGAACCACAAACGGAAGAACCAGUUGCUGUCAGCUUGCUCAGUGGACCAGCUGGUGCUGCCCCUGCCGCCUCUGCUGGGCUACUCCAUCACGUCAGAGGACCUGGAUGCGGAGAGAGCGGCAGCAUUGCAGCGGCUAAACAGAGCCUUGGAGGAUAAGGCUGAUGCAGUCCCCAGCACCACUGCAGAGACAACAUUUGCCGUGACUUCCCCAGAGCCUGCACCUGCCUCAACAGCUCCUGUCCUGGCCAGCACCAACUCACUCCUGGACAGCCUGAAGAAGAUGCAGAGCAGCCAGGCUGCGCCUGUGCCAGCAGACUCCACUGGAGCUGAGGUCGUGUCCCAGCCACCUCCACCAGCUGCACAACCACCUGCUCCUGCUGUAUCACUGGAGUCAAGUUCUCUGCCCACCACCUCUGCUGACACCAAGCCCGUGCCUGUGCUGAGCACGCCUGCCCCUGUAGCCCCCUCUGCCCUGGGGGUGCAGGCCCCCAGCAGCCUGGCAUCUCCUGUGUUCCCAGAGCUGGGCCAGACCCCCAGCAAGCCUCCCUCCCUCCCAAAGCCAAGCACCCUUUUCGGGGUGGUGAACACCCUUGCUGCCAGCCAGCCGGCAACAACCGUGGCUGCUGCCGUGCCCACCACGAGCCCUGUCUUCAAACCCAUCUUUGGCACUUUGCAGAAAAGUGAGAGCACAGCACCCUGUACAGCUGUCAUCUCCACCACAGUCACUGUGUCUGCGAGCUCCGGCCCCUCCUCGACAUCCUCCACCACCACCAUGUUCAAGCCUGUCUUUGGCAGCGUCACCACAGCUUCAUCUCCAGCAGUGGCCUCUCCUUUCACCUUUGAACCAACGUCACAGCCAGCCUCGGCCACAGACCUGCCCGCAGCCUCCACGACUACCCAGGCAGGAUUCACAGGUCUCCCUAACGUCAUCUUCACCACUGCGGCUACAACUGCCACCAUGCAGAGUUCCUCCACAGAUGCCACCAUUAAACCCAUCUUCAGCUUCGGACUCAACCCUCCUGCCUCCACUGGCCCCACCACCAGCCUGACCGUCACCACUGCCACAUCCACCAGCACGUCACAGCCCUUCCUCUUCCAAGGCCUGACCAGUUCAGCUCCCAGCACGGAAACCAGCUUUGCCACCCUAGGGCCCAUGUUCCAGUUUGGAAAGCCACCUCCAGCCACGGUCCCUGCCACCACCAGUGUCCCAGGAGGCUCUGCCUUUGGCCAGGCACCUUCAAAUUCAACAGCUCCUACCACCACUGUGGGCUUUAGCAUAUUUGGGGACACCACGCUGACCUCUUCUACCCCAGCCACCACCACAGGUCAAGCGACAUUGACAUUUGGCCCCUCCAUUUCAGCGUUCGGCAGUUCCUUCAGCACAAGCGCAAAGCCGCUGCUGCCGUAUCCCAGCACAGGGAGUCAGCCUGCCUUCAGUGCCGGUGCUGUGGAGAACCAGCUGCCUGCCAGCAAGCCCGCUGCUGGCCCCGUCACCUUUGGCACCCCGUUCAGUUUUGGAGCCCCCACAGCCCAGUCUGCUGCUCAGCCAGCGUUUGGCAGCGGUGCUCAGCCAGCCUUCGGCACAGCCAGCACCCAGGGCUCCUUUGGCACCAGCAGCACCCAGGUGGCCUUUGGGACCACCACAUCGGUCUUCUCUUUUGGGACAGCCACCUCCACCACCACCAGCUUCGGUUCCACCACGCAGACCACGAGCAGCACCACUGGCACCACUGUUUUCGGCACCACUCCUUCUCCUUUUACCUUCGCCCAGCCGGGCCCCUCCACCAGCGCCUUUGGGAUCGGCACGCCCGCCCUGAGCAGCGGCUCCCCUGCCGUGGCGUUCAGCUUCGGGGCUGGGCAGAGCGGGGCAGCCCUGGCGGCAUCGCCCUUCGGCUCUUCCCUGACGCAGAGUGCCCUGGGUGCGCAGAACCAGAGCACGCCCUUCGCCUUCACCAUGCCCAACAGCAGUCCUGUGUUCAGAGGAACUCCUGCACCCACCUUCGGGCAGAGCACGCCUGUCCCAGGAGCAGUGGGGAGUGGAAACAGCAGCCUUUCCUUCGGGACGCCCAGCACUCCUGCUUCGGGCUUCGGAGGAGUCGGUGCUUCCUUUGGUUCAUCCACCCCUGCCUUUUCCAUCGGGGCAGGAUCCAGGAUGGGUGCUCGCCAGCGGCUGCAGGCACGGAGACAGCACACCCGCAAAAAAUAACCUCUGGGACUGCUGGCCUGCACGAGGAGCCCGUGCCCACACACGGGUGGCAGUGACCCAGGGUGGGACAGGAUAAACCAAACUCUUCUUACUUGAACAGUUCCACAGCCAAAGCUGGAUGAACCUCUGUACAUAUUUGCAGCGUUUGCUCCCUCACUUUAUUUUGCCAUGUUUCAUAAUGUGUAAGUUUUCCCCCCAUUUGCUUCUUCUAGUUGUCCUGUGCCCUUCUCCCCAGCCCCCUGCCCUGCAGCACGGCAGCCAGCAGAGCCACACGUCCCCGUUCAGAGCCCGGCUGGGGACAUGCCAUGUUCCUGCUGGCUGCGGUCCAGGCUGCUGAGGGCUGCCGUCUUCACCAGCUCCCAGAAAUCUUUCCCCAUGAUUUGAUCCCGUGGUCUGGUGAACAUGCUCCCUCCGGAGGGCUCUGCUUCCUUCCCACCCCUGCUGAGCAGGAGCCAGGGCUGGUGCCAGCCUGCCAUGGGCGUCUCGGUGCUGUGGGUGACGACCCCCUCGCUGUGACUUAAUCCCCUGUCAGACCCCCAGCUGAGGACGCACUGUAGCUCAGGACCUUGGCUGCAGGCAUGGGGUGGGGAUGGGGGGGUCCCUCCACCCCUCUCCCGGCCACCAAGCAGCACCCCCAGACCUCAGUGCUCCCCACUGGGCUGUGCCCCCCUGCCCUGCUCGUCUAAAGCCCCCUCUGUUUUGCUUUAUUCGUGCCCCCGCUUUGUUGCGCUCAUUGAACCGAGUUUGGAGGAAGAACUGAACCGUGUGCGUGGCGGCAUGUUGGUUAUGCCGGAUUUGCUGUUUGGAGUUUUUUUUGGGGGGGCGCCUGUCCCUUUGCGGGGGACGCGCCCUGGCUAAUUGGGU
This is a messenger RNA of Athene cunicularia (burrowing owl), 3870 nucleotides long. RefSeq names its product nuclear envelope pore membrane protein POM 121C-like. Gene Ontology annotation, cellular component: nuclear pore. Bases 1 to 3006 code for a protein of 1001 amino acids. Gene Ontology annotation, biological process: RNA export from nucleus; protein import into nucleus. The transcript has 13 exons. The record is from RefSeq and is a predicted model, not a curated record. Gene Ontology annotation, molecular function: structural constituent of nuclear pore. NCBI's taxonomy places the organism in Eukaryota, Metazoa, Chordata, Aves, Strigiformes, Strigidae.